GCCGCCGCCAUGAGCCGCCCGCAGCCCGGAUUUCUUGCAACCUACAACAGCCUUACAGACAAACACCUGGUUGGAUAUUUCAGCAAUACCCGGAUAAGACGACACCUUCAGAAAUCAGGACUGAUCUCGAGGAGUGGCAGGAUCAUUCCCGAGAAGGAAUACCGGCUGAACGCCAUGAGGAAGGACCAGCAGCAGCAGGUGCAGGAGUGCCUGGCUCGGGCCAUUUUCCACAAGGUCCUUGACAUGGAGCGUCAUCAUCAGCUGGAAAUAAAAAGGAAACUUGAAAAUUCUCUGAGGAAAGAGAGGGUGCAGAAAAUCAAGGUGGAACACACCAGGAAGUCAGUGGGAGGUGCCAUCCCCUCGUGCUCCCCACAUCCUCCUCCGGGCCCAGGGAAUCUCCAGGGGCUGCACCCGCCGGUGGCUGGAGCGGCCGCUCCCUUCCCCGCGAGGGCACCCGGAGCUGCCGAUGGUGGUGGGCACCCCUCUCAUCAGCACCCAGCCAAGCAGCCUGCCUUCCCUGCCCUGACUUCCUGGCGGCCGAGGACAGCUCCGGGAAUCCCGCCGCGCCCGCUCCGCCUGCAGCCGCUGCGCAGCGGGGCCGCCGCUCCCAGCCCCGCGGGCUCGGGGCUGCAGGGCCGGCAGCUCGGUACCGGGGGGAGCCGGCAGCUCGGUACCGGGGUGAGCCGGCAGCUCGGUACCGGGGUGAGCCGGCAGCUCGGCACCGGGGGGAGCCGGCAGCUCGGUACCGGGGGGAGCCGGCAGCUCGGCACCGGGGGGGAGCCGGCAGCUCGGUACCGGGGUGAGCCGGCAGCUCGGUACCGGGGGGAGCCGGCAGCUCGGUACCGGGGUGAGCCGGCAGCUCGGUACCGGGGUGAGCCGGCAGCUCGGCACCGGGGUGAGCCGGCAGCUCGGUACCGGGGGGAGCCGGCAGCUCGGCACCGGGGUGAGCCGGCAGCUCGGUACCGGGGGGAGCCGGCAGCCCAGGGGGAGAGGAGUGGGUUAAGACAUAGGAAUUGUGUGGAAUAUGUGACUGGUAUAUCCCCAUAUCAGCUCCCCAUCAUCAGCAAUCCUGUGGCACCAGCACCUCCUCCCCCUCUGCCAAAAGGAGACAGGAGCAGAAAUGCAGUGAGGAGUGGGAUGCUCAGAGGCAGAUGGUUCCGUCCCACCACUGCACCAAAUGACCUAGAGCAACUCUUAACUAAGGGUUCUGGAGGACCCCCCAAGGCCUCGUUCCGCAGCAAUGCCUUUGUUACCAUGGUCUUUCUAGGGAAAAGUGUGCACUUAUCUCAUGAUGAUGCUGACUACAGAGAUGAAAUCAAAGUCUACCAGCAGCACUGUGGAGGAGAAAACCUUUGUGUCUACAAAGGCAAGCUCUUGGAAGGAGAGACCUUUCAGUUCGUCUCAAAGAGGCACCACGGGUUCCCCUUCAGCCUCACCUUUUUCCUCAACGGGAUCCUAGUGGACAGGCUGAGCUGGUGCUGUGAGUACAAACACCAGAAGCGCUCCAGGCUGGGAGGCAGACGUGGGCACUUCGGGUUUCUCAGUGUGGAGGGAGCAGCUCCUUGCUACAGGUGCAUUAUUGCAAUGGGUCUGGACAAAAAGCCAUCCCCUCCCAAGAGAAAGAUCGAAGCCCAGGAGGAAAAGCAUGUGGGUUCCUGGAGAGAUGGAGAGCACAGUGAGCCAAGUGCAAGCAGUGAUGAGCAGAAACCUAGCAAAGAGUCAGUGUUAGUCAUCUUGCCAAUUCAUGAAGUGAGUGUGGAAACUGUUGAGGACACAAUGGAGACUGGACUAGAGUGCAGAGGAGAAGAAAGGAAAAACCUGUCUGAUCGUGAGAGUGAAGAUGGUCAGGAAGACAAUGGCAAAAAUGAGUAUGAUGAAGAUUUUGAAGCAGAUGAAGACAGUAAUGAAGAGGGACAGACUGGUGAUCAAAUGAAUGGAAGGUCUAAGUCAAUCUCAGAUGAUAAAAACCCUAAUUCAGACCAUGAAAAGGAGGGUACCAACUCCUCACGGAACGUUCUGCCGGCCUCCGACAGUGAGAAAGAUGAAAGUGAUGAAUGUUCUGACAUCGACUCAGAGGAUGAUAAAGAAGGUCGGAGGCCUGCCCGCUCGCUCUCCCCCGGCUGCAGCGGCGAAGAUGAAUCUCCUAGUGACACGAUGACAGAGGGUGUGAAGGACAAAGAGGAGCAGCAUGUCCAAAGGGCACCUGGGAACGCAGCACGUGCACGGCAUGGAAAUGAGGACAGGGAGGAGAAACUGCUCAGGAUGGAGGAAAUUCAGGAAACAUUGGCACUGGAAAAGGAAGGAAAAGAUGAAGCAGAAAAGGCAAAGCCAGAAGAUGUAACAGCAGGGGAAGACAGUGGAAUUUUCCCUGAAAACAGGGUGGCAAUACAGUAUCAAAGUCCUGAAGGCAGUGGGGAGCUCCAACAGGCUGGGUCAGCAGAAAGUAACACAGGGGAAGAUGGGGAGAAGAAUGCGAGUACCAGAAGGGAUGAUGGGGUGGAAAGUCUUCCAGUGGCUUUGGAAAGCAGCGUGACUGAAGUGGAGGACAGCAGUGAGGAGGCUCCUGGGCAGGCAGGAGCACCAGAUGGAGCCUUCUUGGCAGAAGGAACAAGGACACUUGAUGUGCAGAAGGCAGCAGAACAAGUGGUACGAGAAGGGCAGAUGGCAGGGGAGAGACAGGCACUGGAGAAGGAAGGUUCUGUAGCUGAGGGAAGAGCUGCUGGCUCCACAGAGGCAGGAGGAGAAACGGGCCAGGCGGGAGAGGUGCUGCCCCGGGAAGAGGCCGUGUCUGUGCUGCAGGCCCUGGAGGAACCUGCACCUGAGGAGAGCAGCGUGGCAGGAGGAGAUCCCCAAGGAGAUGGGACAGGGAAGGGAAUGGAGUCUGGCACAGCAGGGGCACCUGAGGAGCAGGAAGUCCUGGUGGAGGCAAGGGACAGCGAGGCAGCACUGGGAGAGCUGGCACCAGGGGGAGAGGAGCUGGCAGUGACACUGGGCAGCAGGGAGGCAGGUGGAGCAGUGUCCGAGGGGGACGAGGAGGCUGGGGAGGACUCGGAGGGAGAAGAGGCUGCAGAGGAGAUCUCUGAGGCAGCACUGGGGGCUGUGGGAGCCUCAGAGGUGGAGGAGGCAGCGGGUGAGACAGUGUCUGGGGGAGAGGAGGCUGUGGAGGGAGGGAAGGGUGUUGUGGUGGGUGAGACAGUGUCUGGGGGAGAGGAGGCUGUGGAGGAGGGAGGUUCUGCAGGGAGGGGUGUUGUGGUGGAGGCUGUGUCUGGGGCAGAGGAGGCUGUGGAAGAUGCCAACUUGUCAGAAGGGAUUGCUGGCUUAGCUGGCCCUGAAGAGGCUGUAGAUGAAGCCAUUUCUGAAGGGAAGGACACAGUGGAGAAGCCUGGGGCUCUCCUGGAAGCCUUAUGGGAUACGAGUGCUUGCACAGGAGAAGCAGUGCCUGCUGGAGAAGACACUAUAAAGCCAAAUGAGUUUUCCCAACUGAAUGCAUCAGGGGAAGAGCUGAUGGAGAUGGAGAAAGCUGCCACAGGAGCAGCAACAUCUGAGGCUGGCGAGGCACCGGAGGUAGAAGUGACCUCUCUCCUGAGAGCAGAGGAUGCAGUGGAGGAGACUGUGGGUCCUGUCAAGGGUUCUGUGUUGCAAGAAGCACCUGGAUUAGAGGCACUGGUGGGUGCUGGAGUGGAUCCCGUAAGUGAAGAGUCGUCUCAGCUGGAGAAGACUACAACAGUGGAGGAGGAGGGGGGCUCAGCAGAAGCACUUCUGAGUGGAAACCCAUCUCUAGGCAGCAAAGCAAAGGCAGAGAGUCCAAGGGAAGGUGGAGAGGAGAGGAGUGUAUCGGUGGAGACAGCCAGGGCAGGGUCAGGAGGUCAGGAGGAGGUCCUGGCUGGAGCAGCAGGUCCCAGGGAGCCGGCAGCUGGGGUGGGGGAGUUGCUAGAGGGUGCUGAAGAGAGCGGGAGGGAGAGGCUGGGGGGUGAGGGGCUGGCGGCUGGGGGGCUGGCAGCGGGGGGGCUGGCGGUUGGGGACGUGGGGGGCUCUGCCCCGCUGCUGGCCCUGUGGCUGAGCGUGAGCCGGGGAGCAGCCAGGCCAAAACGUGGGAGAGAGGGAGGCAGCGGGUGUCUUGGAGAGUGCAGGGAGCAGUUCUGGGGCCAGGGAGCCGAGGAAGGACAGUCCUGUCGGAGGGAGCCCCGAUGCCCCGGGAUCUGCCGGCCUGAGCCCCAGGAGCUGUGGGUCCCGAGAGGAUGUUGUGGAACCAGACACUGUUGUCACGCCCCCAGUACCGCCCCAGGAUGGGGAAGAAAGUGUCUUCUAAGCCUUUUCUGCAGCUCCUUCAGUGCAACAUUUACUCAAAUGGCUAUAGAUUUACUUGCGCAGGUUGGGAUGUUCACUCCUUCAUUUUACUCCACGACCAUCUGUCACGUUUCACUAGAGCAGCCUCUUGGUGUGCAAUAGACAACUGAAAUAAGCCUCUCUUUGCCAGCCCAGGAAACAGCACUCCUUUGGAAUUGUGAAGACAAUAAUAAUAGGGAUUGUUUCAGAGCUGUCAUGCUUGUUUUUCCCAAAACAGAGAAGUAUUUGGCUGUUGGAACCUCCCGUUCUCGGGUGAGCUGAGGGUGACUGUGUGUGUGUUUCUGCAGGAGGUGUCUGACUGCUCAGUGUCUGCUCCCCUCCUCGGCCUCUCUGAGCUGCUGACUCCUGCCGGGGAGCGGGGCUGGGUCCUGGUUGCCGCGCUCAGGGCACUGGUUCUGCUGAGAGCCCCGGGGUGUGCAGAGGGGGCCUGGCAUGGGGGUGUCCAGCAUGGGCAGGGGCUCGGGAAGGUG
Apus apus (common swift) is the source of this 4817-nucleotide messenger RNA. RefSeq names its product glutamate rich 3 (gene ERICH3). The transcript has 16 exons. The record is from RefSeq and is a predicted model, not a curated record. Lineage: Eukaryota; Metazoa; Chordata; Aves; Apodiformes; Apodidae. The coding region runs from base 10 to 4449 and encodes 1479 amino acids.